UCCAAAUCCACUUCUCUGCUCCGUGCAACACACACACAUUGUACACACACGGGCAGGCAAGCUAGCAGCAUCGAUCGUGGCUCCUUUAAGAAAAACUCAGCCAGAAAUAUCACCCCACCUCCUCUCGAUCUCAUUUAGAGGCUAUUGCAUAAAAAAAUCUGCUCAGGAGCUGAGAGUGAUCAAAGAAACGGAGAGCUUGAUUUUUGUAUGCAUUUGAGUAUUAACAUUUAAGGUGUCCCAACCAGUGGAAGCGCACGGCGGAUCAUCAUUCAUUCAGUACUUUGACAACCUCGCCUUUGAUUGACAGCCGGAGUGGCAAAAAGCCAUGAGACUCGCUAGUUUUGUUUGAGGGGCAUUUUUUACACUGAUUUGGAAAAGAAGAUUUGUUCUCUCCUCGGUGCUGUGCUGGGAAAAAAGAAGGAGCUAUUUUCUGCGCUAUUUGUGCUUUACCUUUAGCUGAACUUGAGCUGAAGGUCUGGCUUGUUCGUCCUCUUGAAGGAGACAUAAGGAUUUUUUAAUCUAGCCUUUGGAGUUUGCGUGUUUAUUUCCCUUCACGCUGGCCUCCUAGGAGAUAUAUUUGAAGUUAAGGAAGAAGAGGGGGAGAGGCAGGCCGAUGGCGCAAAGGUACGAAGAUUUACCCCAUUAUGGAAUGGACGGAGUAGGGAUUCCUGCCACCAUGUACGGGGAUCCUCACGCGGCCAGAUCUAUGCAGGCUGUUCACCUGAAUCACGGUCCCCAGCUACACUCUCACCAGUACCCGCACACGGCGCACGCCAAUCCCAUGCCCCCGAGCAUGGGCUCUUCGGUCAACGAUGCUUUAAAAAGAGAUAAAGAUGCCAUAUACGGGCACCCACUGUUUCCUCUUUUAGCACUGAUUUUUGAGAAAUGUGAAUUAGCCACUUGUACGCCAAGGGAACCCGGAGUUGCAGGAGGCGACGUCUGUUCGUCAGAGUCUUUCAAUGAAGACAUAGCAGUAUUUGCAAAACAGAUUCGGGCAGAAAAACCUUUAUUUUCGUCAAAUCCAGAACUGGAUAAUUUGAUGAUUCAAGCCAUUCAAGUAUUAAGGUUUCAUCUACUGGAAUUAGAGAAGGUACACGAACUGUGUGACAAUUUCUGCCAUCGGUAUAUUAGCUGCUUGAAAGGAAAGAUGCCCAUCGACUUGGUUAUAGAUGACAGAGAAGGCGGAUCAAAAUCAGAUAGUGAAGAAAUCACGAGAUCGUCGGGGAAUCUUGAUCAGACUUCAUGGAACAGAGAUCAUGAUGACACAGCAUCAACUCGUUCAGGUGGGACACCAGGCCCCUCGAGUGGGGGACACACGUCACACAGCGGGGACAAUAGCAGCGAACAAGGUGAUGGCUUGGACAACAGUGUGGCUUCACCCAGCACAGGAGAUGAUGAUGACCCCGACAAGGAGAAAAAGCGCAAUAAAAAGCGAGGGAUCUUUCCAAAAGUAGCAACAAACAUCAUGAGGGCGUGGUUAUUCCAGCACCUGACACACCCCUACCCCUCAGAAGAACAGAAGAAGCAGUUGGCACAAGAUACAGGGCUCACUAUACUACAAGUGAACAACUGGUUCAUUAAUGCAAGAAGGAGAAUAGUGCAACCCAUGAUAGAUCAGUCCAAUCGAGCAGGCAAGUCCCCAAUAGUAACUGUAUUCAAGUCUCGCAGGCGAAAAUCAUCCUCAAGCCAUUCACCGGGAGGUCUCCUACCUGUAAGUCAAGGAGCUCCAUACAAUCCAGACGGGCAGCCAAUGGGAGGGUUUGUCAUGGACGGCCAACAGCACAUGGGAAUUAGACCACCUGGGCUACAAGGCAUGCCAGGCGAUUUCGUGUCUCAUGGUGGUCCAAUGGGCAUGAGUAUGGGACAGUCAGGCUACACUCCCCCUCAGAUGCCCCCACAUUCUGCUCAGCUACGACAUCGACCUCCCAUGCAUUCCUACAUUCCUGGACAUCCCCAUCACCCAGCAAUGAUGAUGCAUGGAGGACCACCACACCCUGGAAUGCCAAUGUCUGCAUCUAGCCCCCCAAUGCUUAACCCAGGAGACCCUACAAUGGGUGGACAAGUCAUGGACAUCCAUGCCCAGUAGUUUUAAGGGACUUUUUUAUUAUUAUUAAAACAAAACAGUUUCUGCUACAGUGGCAUCUUUCGUAUAUUGACUUCAUUCUUGCAGUGACUAAGGAGCUCCAUUCUUGGCAUCAGAUUUGGACCAAGGAGAAGCCAAUGUUUGUUUUUUUUUACUCCCUGGGACCCUUUACACAGGAAGUGCCCUGGAAAAAAAAA
Messenger RNA from Lepisosteus oculatus (spotted gar), 2280 nucleotides. Lineage: Eukaryota; Metazoa; Chordata; Actinopteri; Semionotiformes; Lepisosteidae. The record is from RefSeq and is a predicted model, not a curated record.